Achroia grisella is the source of this 2695-nucleotide messenger RNA. RefSeq lists its product as uncharacterized. Bases 353 to 946 code for a protein of 197 amino acids. Gene Ontology annotation, molecular function: transmembrane receptor protein tyrosine kinase activator activity; protein binding. Gene Ontology annotation, cellular component: terminal bouton. The record is from RefSeq and is a predicted model, not a curated record. The transcript has 4 exons. Gene Ontology annotation, biological process: positive regulation of MAPK cascade. Lineage: Eukaryota; Metazoa; Arthropoda; Insecta; Lepidoptera; Pyralidae.
UAGAGCCUUUUUCCACUUCCCAUGCGCCGCGCUCGCCCCUAGCGCCUCCGACAGCCCGCCAGCCCGCCAGCCAGCCAGCCGCCAGUCGUCAGCCGCCUCGGCACAACAAACUCUCGCACGGUGCCCUUGUAAUACUAUGUGUUUCUGAACGAUACGCGAGGAAGAACGACGACGCCUCUCGCACAUCACGCAUUUUACAACUGCGUUCAAAGGAACAAGUGACGUCUCUCUGAACUAAGUACAACUGACCUGAAAAUAAAGAGGAGUUCUUUAAAUUAACUGAAAUUGAAUAAUGUGGUCGGGCACGGGCCCGGUGGGUGUGCACAAGCUGCUGUGUACUUAGUAGCAGGGGAUGCGCGUGUGGUGGAGGGCCCGGGCGGCGCUCAGCAUGCGCGUGUGCUGUGUCACGACAGUGCUCGCGGCGCUGGCGCUGCGCUCAGCGGCUGAGUCAACUCCGCGGCGCUAUCCUACCGAUUGGCGGGCCGGACGUGAGCUGUCGCACUCGCGUCCGCUUAACGAGCUGUUUGAACCUGAGGGGGCGCCCACAGACGCGGAGCGAGAGUACGCGCCGCGCCAACCGCCACCUCUACCGCCCGGCGCUUUGCAUAAGGAGCGUCGCCGCUCGCGCAAUAAUAAGCGCGCUCCCCAUCUGCCUUCGGAAAUCGCUAGUCAAAUGAUGUUACGGGCCUCCCGCUCUAGUCGGCCCUAUGAUGUGCCCCAAAUAGAGUGCCCUCCGGCUGCUGAUGGCAUGGAGAGGUUCGCAUGCCCAACACCAGAUCGGCAAGGGCGCUAUCGUUGCAUCGACGAUCAUGUGCUUUGCGACGGCUUCAUCGACUGUCCUAGCGGAGAAGACGAAGACCGGCAAGCUUGCAUGUUCUACAAAACGACAAAGGCCCACCUGGAUGUUUUAGCCGAUGCGCUGUUGCGGUGGGCGCGUGGCCGCUAAGAACAGCAAUUCCCUGGACCCCGACCCUUUUUAGUGCUCCAACAUUCCGCUAGUGCUAUACGGACCUAAUGUAAACAAACGAACGAUCUGCCCAUGUGCUCCCAGGCGUUCAGUGAUAGCUGCAAACUUUCACUCAAUAUUACUAGGGCGCAACCAGUCAAGGUUACUCGUAGAUGCGUUGAGCGUAAUGAAACAUAUCAAGUAGUGGUGCAGCAUAUGCCAUAACAAGACCACUUAAAGUGUAUAGUGUAAGGUUUCCGGUAGCAAACAGACGCGAAAGGGAUAUUACGUGCGUGCACGCAACGUAUGUGAUGCAAAAGAAGUGAUGCGAUCUGGUUUCGUCCCAAUAUUACACCUCUCCGCAGCUGAUUUAUUUUCCAAGUAUUUCGUACCUUCUAGCACUUAUUAAACUAAAAUGUGAGACUGGUAGUCGACAUUGUUAGUCGUAGAACAUAUACAUACUUUAAUAAUUUAGAAUGAUAGUUCUUCAUUUGACGAAGCAUAAAUGUUUAUGUCGAUUUGUUGAAAUAUUUAUUCACUUUAUGUACUUAUCUAAUUAAGUUAUGACAUACCUUAUUAUAAUGAGGGUUGUAAAAUAAAAUAAGAAGUCUAUGAAUGUGUACAUAGGUAUACAUAAUUAAAUUAUUUUGUUUUAAUUAUUCGGCCUAGAUUUGGCAGACGGCGGCUGUUGUCAGUUUUCAAACAACUGUAAUCAGUCGCCAGGGCCAAGAGUGUCUUUACUACUUCUUCGUACUUGAUGUUUGAUAUUAUUUUCGUCAAUGACACUUUAAGUUACGUAUAAGAGUAUGAAUUAUAUAUGUAUUUAAACAAACGUGGAAUAUUAAAGUACCUAUAGGCAGCUAUUAUUGUUAUAAAUAGUCAUUCAUAUACAUAACACCGAGUUAUUAUGCCCAUUUCAUAAAUAUAUUGCAGUAUAAGUAAAAAAUGUUGCUAAAAUAUCUACUAAAACGAUUCUAGUCAUUAAUCAGUUCCUAACUGUUAUUGUUCAUUAUGACAUUCCGUUAGUCUAUCAUGAAUUCUAUUGCGUAUUUCCUAAGCAUAAUUUUACUAGAAGUACUUAUAAUUUGUUUAUUUAGGUCUUUAAAUGACUUGAUACUUAUUAUUCUAUUUUGGUAUGUUGUAUGUCUUUUUAGACAUGUUUAAUAUCAUUUUAUAAAUAGUUACCUACUUAGUACCCAUCUAAUAUUAUAUUAUAUUAAUAUAGGUGUCUAUAUAUACAUACCAAAGUAAGUAAUUGUGAAUUCAUUGGCAUUAAGAUACCAAAUUGUACUACAAAAAAGUUGGGAUGAAUCUAUCUGUCUUUAGGACAUGAAUUUUUGAGAAUAUUCCAAUCUUGACUUCUAUAAAGUAGGGACUGAAAACCAAGUGCAAUAUGCUUAGGCCUCAUUUACUUGAGUAGUUACGUGAUUUAAUCUUCAAAGAAAAUAUGUUUUGCAAAUGAUUGUCUCAUAAAUAAAAUGAAAAAUAAUAUCUAUAUGAAUAUACAAAGCAUUAUCUAAACAUUAUAAAUUAUAUAUAUUUUACAGUAAUAGUAUCAAUAUAGUGAUUCUCCAAUAAUAAAUUUUAAAGCCAUUGACUUGGAUAUUACAACAAUUCAGUAGUAAUUUUCCACUUUCUUCUCUUCGACAACAUUAUUACAUGUUAUAUCAUAAAAUUUAACAAUAUUGUAACGGGUAUGUUUAAAUUUUAAUUCAAUUAUGUGAGGACUGCCCUUAAUGUAAAUUUCUU